GCUUGAAAACUGGAUCCCCAGCUAUCCAUCCAUGGUCGUGUCACCAGAUGGGAAAGGAGUUCUCAUGGACAGGAAUGGCUGGACAGGCAUGGCUAUAACUACCACGGCUGAUGAACCUCCGUACAUCGUAGUUGAUUUUCAGGCAUUUUACAGAAUCACAAAGAUACAAAUCCACAUGGUCCACCACUGGGCGGAGGUAGUCCACGUGUUCACAGAAUCGACGUCUCUGUCCUGUAACUGGACGGAAGCGGGUUGGUUCCGACCUGAGGUGUCGAACUCAAAGCAGACAUUUGACAAUUUUGUCGGAACUGGGCGCUUCUUGAAACUCGUCUUCACUCCUAUCAAUGAACACUCCGUGACUGUGAAUGAAAUACAGUUCUUCGGACAACAGGUGCUGGAUGUGGUCGGUUGCCUACAAGACAUUGAGAUUGAGGACUGGGAGUCAGUCGUCAUUGACAAUGCUACCGUGGAUGCACUCUCUUGCAGAAAAGAAUGCGCAAGCCAUUUCUUCACAUAUGCCCUUCUCGGUGACAACGCCACUUGUCUUUGUAGAUCAACUGUAGACAGUUUUAACGCAACCAGCCAAGUGCCAGAAUUGACAUCGUGUCAACAGAAUCCUUGUUACAUGCUGUACCGCACGUCGUCCCUAGCAACUAUACCUGUCUCUGGGUUAGAUGUCUUAGUUUCAUGUGGAAACAGUGACAUUUUGUUAGCCAACGAGACUAUAUACAUCUCCGUGGUCAUCGAACAGGGUGAUGAGGUUCAGUUGUAUGUAGAAGCAGAUGGAGAGGCAAUGCAAGAGAAUCCCGGUUUCACAUAUAGCGUGGUAUUCCCAACAGUAGGGAUACAUACGGUCAACGUGAUAGCUUCUAACAACGUCUCUAGGGUUGAGAAAAACAUACUGUUGAAGGUGGUGGAAGGCCCUGGUAACUUCGAUGGCCUGGAGAUAGACGUAUCUCCGGGGCUUACGAAUGACAAUAUAACGGUGUACGUUCUCAUGGACGAUCCGUUCGCCACCGGCUUGUGUUUCUGGAAACCUGGAGAUUCUAACAUGACGUUUUCGGGAAAUGUAACGCAACAAACAGUGCAAAAGAAUGAUAGCAGUGGUGUUAUGACCUUCAACCAUGUAUACGAAGUGCCUGGAGUGUAUGAAGUAGAAGUUUGCUGUGCAAAUGCUUUUGGCCAGGCUAACGCCACCGCAACUGUGUAUGUCGAAGACCACGUUAAUGCUACAAUCUAUGGAAACAGUCACCAUGUCUUCGGACAGAAUAUCACAGUCUAUUGGGACCUAAUAGCUGGAACAGAUGUUCAGUACACAAUAUCAUUGGGUGAGAGUAGUCAAUGCAAUGGAAGCAAUAGCACUGAGGGCAACGAGACUGUACAGAACAUAACAUGCUUGGUAGACCCCAAUGCAUAUUCCCACCAAGGCACGUACACUCUUGAAAUUUUAGUAUACAAUCAUGUCAGUCGUCUGGUCAAGUACAGUUACAUCGACAUUGACACUGAAAUUAGCAGCAUUAACAUUGCAGACUAUGAAACAUUUGCUGUGACAUCAGUGUCAUAUGAUUUCUCUGUUAAUGUCGAUGUCGUUGACACGACGAAUUGGGAACUUGUUUGGUAUGAAAAUAGCGAGCCUGUUAGUUUUCUAUCCGGGGAUGAAGGAAGAGAAGUGACAUCUCAGAUUUUCUUCAACGAAUCUGGGUAUAUGAUGAUGCAAGUGGAGGCCACCAACGCUGUUUCUAAGAAGCACGACAGGGCAAUCGUCAUCAGUGAAAACCCUGUGAAAGAUUUGAGUAUCAACAUUCUGUCCAUUAUAAAUCCUUCGGUUCCAGCAGUAAUACAAUUCACGGUUGGAGAACCUCACCCAGAUAACGCCGUAGUCUAUUUUACGUUUGGUGACGGCAGCCAAACAGAAGUAGUCGCUUUCGAGGAUGUUUGGGGAGGAUAUGAACACAAGUAUCCAGAUUUUGGUGACUACACUCUCAUCGUCACUGUACAAAAUCACGUCAGCAAGAGUAACAAGACAGCAAACGUGAGAGUCGGAAAGCCAGCUCGAGAAUUGAAAGCCGAGGCCCUUGCACAAUUUGUCCGUGCCAAGCUGGAGGAGUUAUCCGUUAGAAUAUCAACUCGGCAGGGAUCUGGAGUCAUGUACAAAGUAGAUUUCGGAGACGGUAGCGAGGUCGUUGAAGUUCCAAGGCUGGCAGAAGACAUGGAACAUGAUGUCCAGAUAGUAAACCACACAUACGCACAGCCUGGGCCCUAUGUCAUCAACGUGAAAGCAGUAAGCCGGUUUGGAAUAAUGGAAACAAACACAGAUCAGGUGACUUCUCAACAUCCAAUCAGAGGUAUCACUCUCGAGAACUCCAGCCCUUCUGUAGUACCGCCCGGAAAGGUUUUGUUCAUCUUUAGACUCGAAGAUGAUAUCCCUCCGCCGACAGACGCCAGCUGCCGAUACUACCUUGGAGAUCAAGAGAUAUCGAAUGCUAUGGACUUUCUCGAUUUCGUAGAUAAGAUGCACACGUGGAAGUACUACUUUGGGGAGGAUCUCUUCGGUGUUCACGAAAUUUCUGUGGCAUGCGAGAACCACGUCAGCCAGGUAGACUUCAAGACGACAGUAACAUUACAAGAAAUGGUGGGAGGACUUCAGGUCCUGAUAACUCCUAAUCCUAUUGGCGUCGGUGGUAUACUUACAAUAGAAGUCUCGCUAGCUCUUGGAAAUAUGGCCUCAUUCGAAAUCGAUUACGGGGACGGCACAGAGGUAGGGAGGCAAGGACCCUUUUACGAACGAGGGGCCAACUUUAAUGUAACGCAUGUAUACUGGGCUGAAGGAAACUACACGGUUGAAGUGACAGUGCAGAACAAGGUCAGUUCAGCUCAAUGGUCUGUACCAGUUCCGGGCGUUGUAGUGAGGCUGAGAAUUACGGAGAUAUUUCUCAUCUCAGACUACUUCGUCACUAUGCCCACCCAAGGGUCCGUUGGUCAUGACUUUGAGGUACGACUGCCUGUGUCGGAUGCUUAUCCAUCAAACGUGUAUGUCAGUUUUACACUUGACAACGGUAUCACACAGAACAGUAUUUCCACAGGCCUUACCGCAGCUGGAGUUCAUCAGGGAACCUUCCCAUUGACCAAAGCAGACGUAGGGAAGUUUAAAGCAGUCGUGACAGUGUACAACCUCAUAACGUCCGUUACGGUAGAACACGAUAUGGAAGUGCAGGAAGUUAUCACCGGACUGAAUGGUGUAGCACUGGAAUAUGUGAUUCCAGUCAACUCUGAUGCAAUAUUCCUCCUAUCAGUGCUCACUGGUUCGCACGUUACGUUCCAACUUGACUAUGGUGACAGCAAGGCUGAAGUCCUGCAGCAUCCCAACAUGUUUGCCGUGAGUGAGGUCACGGAGCCUGUCCAUAGUUAUAACGAUUCCGGUACUUACAAGCUGACAGUGACAGCGUGGAACAACGUCAGUUCUGCAAAGUACGACUUCAACAAGGACAUGACCGUUGAGUAUCCUGUGGGUAAACUCUACGUUACCAUCAACAACCCGUUCCCUGUGCCACCAGGGAUAGCGACUGUAAUGGUUGAUGUGCUACCUGACUCUCCUCCACCAAGCAGGGUCCGUUGCCAGUUUGACUUUGGUGAUGGAGCAAUCGAUGAUCCUAUGGCACAUAAUCUGUCCAUAGGUGUGAGACAUUCUCAGCAGCACACGUUUCAAGUGUUUUCUCCGUUGGAAACAUACGUUACCAGAGUGUGGUGUCGGAACGGGAUCAGUUCGCAGUUCAUUGAGAAGGAGGUAACAUUUGAAGGGGUGGUAUCUGGAUUGAAAGCGGUUACAGACAAAGUCAACGCGCCAGUUGAUGGUUCUGUAUGUGUAACCAUCAGUGUAACGAGAGGUUCAGAUCUAAAUUUUACCGUGGAAUAUGGCGAUGGCACAGUUGAAUGGGUUUUGGCUGACGACCGGGAGGCUAAAUAUCAGCCUACAGUUGUCUGCCACUCGUUCAAAGAUGUAGGGCAGUUUUCCAUCUCAGUUACUGCUUCUAACGCAGUAAGCGAACAGAAAUACAACGUUGUCCAAGACAUUACUGUACAGAUGCCGAUUUCUGGAUUUAGGUUGGAUGUCUCCUCACCAGUACAUGUACCUCCUGGGAAUGCUGACUUCGAGGUAGAAAUAUACGGGAAUCUCCCAACUGACGCUGUCUAUCUCUGGCAGUUCGGAGAUGGCACGAUGCUGUCAGAUGUCACCGUCGACAGCAAGCGAUACACCCACACCCACACCUACGACAGGAUGUCAACAGGAACAAGGACCGUCUCUCUAACGUGCAGCAAUCUAGUAAGCAGCGUUACCGAAACAGCAGUGGUAGAAGUAUUUGAGACAAUAGCUGGACUUGCUCUGAAUGUUAGCUCUUACAUUGCUACAGUAGGCAUAAAGAUUGAUUUCACCAUCACCAUGGCCAAGGGUUCAAACGUGGUUUAUGAUGUGAACUUUGGCGAUGGGAAGUCUACCACGCUACACCAACCCUUACCACACGACGUGCCACGUCCCAUUCAUUUUACCUAUGCCUACAACAACAGCGGCCUCUUUGAUGUUACUGUAAUAGCGUCGAACAACGUUAGCGCGCUACAAGUUGCCCUGCCUACACCAAUCACCGCCCAGUUUGAAAUAACAAACCUGACACUAACCAACGACGAUCCCAUCCCCUAUCCACCGGGUCUGGUCUCCUUUGUAGUGUCCGUACCACCUUCUAUCAUCGCCCCUACCAACAUAUCAAUGAAUAUUGAGUUUGGAGAUGGAUUGAGCGAAAUCAGAGAGGCAUUUGGAAUAACCACAGAGUAUCCAGAGAACAUAACGCAUCAGUACAGCCAAUCAGCUGUUGGUACAGCACAGAUCAGCAUUGAAUGCUUUAAUCUUGUUAGCAAAAAGCGAUUCGACGUGAGCAUGGUCGUCCAGGAGCGGAUUACAGGACUGACAAUGUUGGUGAACAAAGAUCGUACCCAUGUUGGCGGGGAAGCGACGGUCGACAUCAGUGUUGCUACCGGCUCUCAUCUUAUCUUUGAGGUGGACUUUGGCGAUGGUAAAACUCAAGUCAGCAGCUUCAAAUCUCGCAAAAGAGUGGUGAUGAAACAUACCUACACCGUUGAAGGAUAUUACAUAAUCCGUGUCGCCGUUUCAAAUUACUUUGGCACCCUUAAGGAUAAGGCAGAAAUCUCAGUACAGCAUCCUGUGCGUAGUUUGAACGUAACGGUCAACAAUCCAGUUCCUCUUCCAGAAGGACAAGCAAUCUUCGUAGUCAAUAUACCAAAUAACGUAUCACUGCCUACGAAUGAAUCACUACACUGGUCCUUUGGAGAUGGCAGCUUGAAAACGACAGAAGGUGCUCUCCAACACACUACACAUUUCUUUCAUCAGUAUGCAUCUGCUGGUCGCUACUAUGCUGAAUGUGUGGUAUCCAAUCUUAUUAGCACUAUGACACUGAAAACUACGGUCGAUAUUAUAGAAACCAUUACAGGGAUACAACUGCAACACGUCACAUUGAUCAAUCCUAUGACAACCAUUUUUGAUGAGGACGACUCCUUUGUAUCCUAUCAAAGUCUCGAGGAAGAUGUAUUACUUAAAGCAACUAUCGCCACAGGUAGUAAUACGACUUAUGUUUGGGACUUUGGCGAUGGUUCUACGGGGUUAGUGACGGUUGCCAACGAGGUAUCGCAUCGAUACACCAAGCCAGGAGACUAUGUUGUAACAGUCACCGCUGAAAACCAAGUUAGCAGUGUGAACACAAAUACAACCCUUGCAGUACGACAGGGUAUCAUCCUCGAGUCGUUCGGUAAUACUGGCCCAGCCCCAUUACCGAAUUCAACUGUGUCGCUUGUGCUGAAUGUCACUCAGUUCGGAACGGACUCCUGCUAUCUCUUCGACAUGGGAGACGAGCGCGUCAGAGUGGUGUACGGGGCAGAGAUAUGUAAGGAGAUCGACUAUUUCAAGAAGGACGAAAUUGUGACCAUUGACAGUACGGACACUAUCGUCCACGAUUACAGCUAUAACCAGGAUGGUUUCUUUGACGUAAAAGUGACAGCGAUGAACCGGGUUUCAUUUCAAGAGAUGAAGACCAGGGUAAAGAGCGGUUGGCCAUGCAUGAGACCUUUUGUCCAGAUCAUAGGAGAAUAUCGUGACAUCUUAUCUCCAAGAGUUGAGACAAAAUCAUCUAAAAUACGUCUUGGAAGCAAUGUUGAAAUAGACUGUAGGACAACGAAGGUAAACAUCACAUGGGCCAUCCACAAGGUUGUUUUGAUAGAAGGGGAGGAAUUAACAAACGAGACUGGUUUCGCCUUACAUCCAUAUCCAUUGGAGCUUAUUUCAGAAGCUACGGGCACUGAGAUCGUCAUUCCUCCCUUGACCUUCGAUAUUGGGCUGUACAAACUUGAUAUAACUGUUGCUAUGCCUGGGUUUGAAGGCCUGGAGAAUGGCGACUCUAUGUACCUGUCAGUUGUGAAGUCAAGGCUCGUGGUUGGGAUCAAGGGAGGCGCCAGUCGUCCCAUUGGGUACGGAUUGCCGAUGGCGUUAAACGCAGACGAACUGUCAUAUGAUCCGGACGAACCCCACAACAAGACAGGGCUUUUGUUUUCUUGGGUUUGCCGAAAAAGCGAUGAGAGUGUCCCAAAAGGCUGUUCAAACAACGCCACUCUGCUCGCAGAAACCAGAAAUCGCACCCACAACAGUAGCGAAGGAUGCUUCGGGACAGGAUACGUGCUGAAGGGGUUUUCUGAUGGCAAUUUUACUGCAUACAACACCAGCAUGUUACGGGUGAAUCUGACGUACAUCUUCCGAGUGGAGAUGAGGAAAGAUGACCGAUGCAUGACGUCAGAACAAUCCAUUCUAAUCGUUGAAGGAGAUCCACCGGAUGUAGAAAUAAGGUGUGUUGACGGCUGCUCGUACAAGACGAACCCCUCUGCCCGUCUGUCUCUGACCGGCAGGUGCUCUUUCUGCAAAACAUUCAAAGGCAUAGAGUACACAUGGACUGUUGCCAAAGUCGACGGUCAAAGACGUCAACCAAUAGCAAAAUCACUGAUAUCUACGUAUCAAGCAAACACUGCAAGAUCGUCCCUUUUCACUAUUGAGGGGAAGAGCCUCGAAAGUGGUUUCCACUACAGUGUUCGUCUGACGUUAAAACAGUACGGCUACGCUGCUGGGUUCAGCGAGUACACGUUCAUCACCAACUGUCCACCAACUGGAGGUCACUGUGAUAUCACACCGGAAUAUGGAUACGCACUGGAGACAGAGUUCCAAGUCACAUGUGCAGGUUGGUGGGAUGAGGGUGAUUACCUGAACUAUGAGGAGGCAAACGCUAACAACUACCAGUCCAGGAAAAUGAAGUACAGGUUCUGGUCCAGGCGGUUGGGCUCAGGGCAACAGUCACUCAUCAGGUUCGGAGAAGAACCUUUCACUCCGAAGUUGACGUUUCCUCUCGGACCUGCUGCAUAUAACCACACAUCAGAGAUCAGUGUGCAGAUUGUGGACACACUGGGGGAGUAUGCUCAAGUCAAUAUGACUAUACAGGUCGUUGAUUUCCCGGAAAUGGACACCGAAAACAAGCUGCUUGAGUUGACCAACCCUGACAAGUUGUCUAUGCUUGUACUAGGGGGCAAGCAGCAAAACAUUGGGCAGAUAGGCACAAUUGUGGCUGACACUAUCAACGAGGAGGAAUCUAAUGGUAUAACAGCCAUAAAUGACCAAGAAGCUGGAGAAAAGAAGAAACGACAUGAACAGAUGAGGUCCAGUGUGGUAUCUGCGCUAUACCAGACAGCAGGAUCCGUCACCAGUGUGGAGGCAGUACAACAAUCGUGCAUCACCAUGAAAGCUAUCACAGGAAAAGCGUCUGAGGUAUCUCCAGACACCCAGGUCACAGCGGCAUCGGCUGUAGAGAACAUGGCGGAGAAAUUAAAGUCGGUUGACGUGUCUGAUGAAAUCUCUGAGAAUAUUGAGAAUACAGCAACAGAACUUGUGUCCAGUCUUAGCAACAUUCUGGUCGCCACGGACACGACAGUCCAGGAGAAGGUCAAACCUCCCGUAACAGAAGAAGAGCUGGACGUGAUGUCAUUGAGUCCAGAGGAGGCUGAACAAAGAGAACAGGAUCUACCAACAGCUCAAAAGUUACAGCAAGAGGAUGAAGCCUUGGCAAAAGACACAGCAAAACAGGUCUCAACAAAGACGUUUAAAGCUGCAACAGCGAUAUCAAACUUAGUUCUGAAGACGAAGACCAUCGGUUCUCCGGCACUGGUCAUUGACUCGCCUAAGCUGUCCAUGGUGAUAGAGCGGUCUGAGCCUUCUGCCCUAGCUGGUAAAGCUGUGACGGCACGGGAAGGAUCCUUCAACAUCCCUCCAGCCAUCGCAGCUAAGCUGGGCGAGGGUUCUGGUCCUGUUGAUAUGAAAGUUAUGUCUUUACCGAACAAUCCAUUCAUAUGGGACGAGAGUGCUAGUUCAAUAAACAGCCCUGUGGUGUCACUGGCUUUCCAAGGCUCAGAUGGCAAUGAACUAGCCAUGGAUCAUAUGGAGGAACCGUUCGAGAUAAGGAUCAAUAACAGUCCAGAAAAGGUUCCAAUUCCUAAACGAUUUGACCCACCAGACCCGUCGCAAGAGUCGGAAGAGGAAAACUUUUACUACGAUUACGAACCAGAAAUCGACAUGGACUACGCCUUCCACAUAAUAGACGUGCCCAGAAGUGACAACGCUAUCAGAGUCAUCAUUCGUCCAGGAGAUCCAAAGAUGUUGCUGAUGGCAUAUCUGAGAGUGGGAGACUACCCAAGCUCAAGUGAGUUCAACGCAAGUGGGAUCAUUCCGCGUGAAGUCAACAUGAACGGGACUUUCACACCGGAGGAACUGGAUGAGAUACGACACUCGGUCAUGGUGCCUGAAGACAUGGUAUACAGCAACGUCAGCUGGCAUCUUGCCAUUCAAGAAAUAGACCCUGAAAACAACAGUUCAAUGGGAGCACCGUCGUCCAACUACACUCUUCAGACCCUCAUACUUGGAUGUAAAUUUUGGAGUGAAGCUGAGCAGCGAUGGGCGGGUGAUGGCUGUAAGGUUUCUGACAAGUCCACAGCCAACGUAACAGUUUGCGAAUGUACGCAUUUAACUUCGUUUGGUUCCGAGCUUUUCACUCCUCCCAACACCAUCGACUUCAGUACGGUCUUCAGCAAAAACAUCGCCGAGAAUGCGUACGUUUUGGGCACCGUCCUUGCUAUCACCGCCGUGUAUCUGGUAUGCGUAUACUUCGCUCGGAAAGGAGAUAACAGAGAUGUCCAGAAGUGGAGUGUGUCCCAGCUGUCAGACAACAGACUCAUAGAUAACCACUUCUAUGAGAUCACCGUUCAGACAGGCAUCGGGAAAACAUCCGGUACCAAGUCGGAAGUCUUCUUCACUCUGUACGGUGAGAACGAGUCCACCAGGACCAGGACGAUGAAGGCAAAGGACAAGGAGUUCAGCAGUGGUAGUGUGAAUAAGUUUCUCAUGGCUGAGCACAAGCACCUGGGCGCCCUGCAGUCCCUCCGUAUCUGGCACAACAACAGCGGGAAGGGCGCAGAUGCCAGCUGGUACCUAGACAGGGUACAAGUCCGAGAUCUGGACACCGGCAAGAUGUACUACUUCCUGUGUGACAAAUGGCUCGCUGUGAACGAGGAUGAUAGUGAGGUCUGUCGUACACUGCCCGUGGCCACGGAGGAGGACAUGAAACAGUUCAACACUGUGUUCUUUUCCACCGUGAAGAGAGACUUCAACGACGGCCACCUGUGGUUCUCUGUGUUCUCCCGUCCGACCAGAAGUAACUUCACCCGAGUUCAGCGCGUCACGUGCUGCUUGUCUCUGCUCUUCUGCACCAUGGUGUCUAACGCCAUGUGGUAUGACACAGAGAAGAAGGUACGGACUGUCCAUGCUCUCACCAUAGGCCCAAUCACCCUCACCUUUCACCAGCUGUAUGUUAGCUUCAUGAGCAGCAUCCUCAUCUUCCCUGUCAACAUUGGGCUCGUCACACUGUUCAGGAGGGUAAGGGAAAAGGAAGCAGCUGUAUAUGAGGUUGGUGCGGGCGAGGACAUGGCCGAGACGGUGGAAAAAGGAGAUGUCAAAGACGACGAAGAAAAGCAGAGCAAGAAGAAGAAGAAGAAGCGUUUCAUGUUUCCACAUUGGAUGGUGUACGUGGCAUGGAUUGUCGCCUUCCUGGUGACCUUCACGUCCGCGUUCUUCAGCGUGCUGUACAGUCUGGACUGGGGCGCCAAGAAGUCCAUCGCCUGGCUGACGUCCAUGCUCAUGUCCUUCACCAUGUCUGUGUUUGUACUGGAUCCUAUCAAGGUCAUUCUCUUAGCUGCGCUUUUGUCGCUGGUCUUCCGGAAACCCAGUUCGAGUGAAGAGGACGACUCGGAUGAUGAGGAAAUGAAAAACAAGCUACAGGAUGACGAAGACUGGAUAAACGAGAUGCCCCCGGACGAUGGCGAUGAACUCGAAGAUAAGCUUGGAGCACCUGACCCUGUCCGUCUGGCUCAAGCAAAGGAGAAGAUGCACAAACAAGCGGUCAUGUCGGAUCUCAUCCGGGAGAUAGUGCGCUACAUGCUGCUGGUCUUGGUGCUCAUGCUCAUCGCGUACAACAACAAAGACCCGAGCUCCUACAACUUGGUCAAAACAUUCAGGGACAACUUUGUUCAUGUGGAGCUGCCUCUGGAAACGGUACGCACGGACCAUGACUUCUGGACCUGGGUGAACAACACAUUGAUACCAGGACUGUACACGGGAUCUUGGUACAACGGCAAGCCUACCACGUUACUUGAACAGCAGUUCCUGGCAGACAAGUUAUCAUUCCGUGUGGGACCGGCAAGGAUGAGGCAACUUCGGGUACCACCUUCAGAUUUGUGUCAGAUUAAGCUCCAUGUGGCAGGGUUUGUGGAAGGAUGCACUAUGGAAUAUUCUACGGAACUGGAGGACCAGAUGGCCUAUUUACCUGGAUGGAAAUAUCACCCGAACGCCUCAGUCUUAGCAGAUGCACUUCAGUGGGUGUACCAAUCUUCUGCCGACCUUGGAGUGGAUUCCACGUCCGGCCGUCUCACGACCUACAGUGGAGGUGGAUACGAGGCAGAUUUCGGAACGUCCAACCUAAGAGCUAAGCGAGCUUCCGGCUACCUCGAGUCCCAAGGUUGGAUCGACAGGUUGACACGAGCCAUCAUUGUGGAGUUCACUGCCUACAACGCCAACGUCAACCUGUUUGUGGCUGCCCGGUACAUACUAGAGUUUGGCGCGGUGGGCGCUGGCUUGACAGGACAGUAUGACAUCCAGGUCUUGCGCCUGUACAGCUACGUGGGUCCCUUUGGGAUACUGAACAUACUGAUAGAAGUGGUGUAUGUUCUGUACCUAUGCUACGCGAUGUUCAAGGAGGGUAAGAGCAUGAAAGAGCUAGGCUGUAAGAAGUACUUUGGGGAUCCUUGGAACAUGCUGGAGAUUCUCAUCAUCAUCGGAUCCCUGGUCUCCAUCGGGUUCUAUGCAGCAAAAACCAUCAUUUCAUCCUUCACAUUGUCUUCAGUACAGGCAUCUAGAGACGACUUUGUCAGUUUCCAGAGUGCCAUCACCUUCCAGUCAGCUUACAGCGUUACGCUGGCCCUGGUCGUGUUCCUGUCCACACUGAAGUUCAUGAAGCUCCUCAGGUUCAACAAGAAGAUCUCUCUCCUGUCGGCGACUCUGCGCCACAGCACCACCAUGAUGGUUCCCUAUGGGUUUCAGUUCAUGCUGGUCUUCUUCGCGUUUGUACACUUCGCCACCGUCGCAUUUGGAACAAAUUCACUAUCGUACACCAGUUUUUCGGGAAGUGGCCAGACUAUUUUUGGCAUGCUGCUGGGCAAAUUUGACCACAAGGAGCUGACCCAGCUGCACUGGCUGCUGGGACCCGCCAUGUUUAUUGUGUUCAUGAUCGUCGUGUUCCUCAUCAUGAUGAACAUCUCCUUCACCAUCAUCAGCGAAAGCUUUGCAGAAGUCCACAAGGAGCUAUACAACCAGGAGAACGACUAUGAAAUCAUGGACUUUUUGCUGGAUGGUUUUAAGAAAGGCUUCCGGCUGGUGAAGAGCAUGGUGGUGGCCAUAGACGAGGAUGAAGACAAAGUUCCUGUUUACGUCGACUUUGAGCCAGAGUGCAUCGUGGAACGGUCCAACCAGCUGUUCCACUCCAUCAUCCGUCUGUACGUCAGGGAAGGGUUCGAGGAUGAAGACACAAAAGCCGUCUUACAGGAGAUGAGUGAUUCGGGGGUCUCCGUCGAAGACUUGGCUCUAUCUGUGAUUCGGGAACAUCAAAGCCGUGGGGGACCUAGAAAGCUGUGUGUCUACCGAGAAGACACCGAUGUGGAGUGGCGUCCCGAACUCAACUCAGACGGGGAACGUGUCUUCGUUAGCCGACCCUGCAAUAACGAAUGGACUCUCAAGGAAACGUUCAGCAACUCAAAGGAGGCAGCCGGCAGAUCUGCCAACUUGAUGGGUGCCUUCUCUAUUGGCAAAGUGGCAAAAAGCGUUACUUUUGAUGACGUUUUCGAAGACAUGGCAUCGCCACCUCAUCAAGGUGGAGGUCAGAAACCAGCGCUUGGACCGGGACAUCGUCAGAAGGGCAGAGACUCAUGGUACAUUCCUGGUCCAGGCUCUCCAGAUAACGUUGACGUUGUCCAUAGCAACAGUUACCAGGCAACGGCGGGUCUGACCGAGUCAUCUGUUUCCCGUAGCCGUACAUCUAGAACCGCAGCCAUGACUACAGCCUCUACUGCAACCAUGACGAAAACCUCUGACAACACUGGAUGUCCAGCCGCAGCUGUUUACAUUGAACCUGACGAGAGUGUCCAAGACGAGCAGUUUUUGAGCGGCAAUGACCAGGAAGAAUUUGGGGGUGGGUUUGACCUUCCGACAGACGAGGCAGACCUCCUCGCCCCGGCUGUCUAUGUAGCGCCCUCUGACGACGAUGGAUGGAAAGACACGUAUGACCAACUCCCCGACGACUGCAGUAAAACGGUUGAGGAACUGGAAAUGGCCCCUGCAAGUGGGAUGGGGUAUGUGAUGGACGACAACGGCGGGGGGACAACACCAGACUUGUGGUACUCUGUCCCCGGGGAAGAGGAGGACCGUCAACCAGCAUCUGACACUUUCGACCUCAACAGCUUGGAUGAUCUGUGAACAUUUGUUAAGAAAAUUUAGCAGGCAAAUGGAUUUAACAACGUCUUAGAUUGUUCAUCUUGAUCCUUACUUUUGUUUCGCAGCCUAGUCCUCUUCAUUAUUGUUAGGCUAUCUUAUUAGCUUUCGCCGCCUACCCGGAGCGUACGGGCUACAACAGUGCUACAGAAACUACAAACGGUUUAAGUAAAAUCUAUCCCUAGUUCAAGAGCUAGGCUUAAGGAGACUUUGUUAACGUUUCAAGUAACGCACAAAGGCUAUUUUGGUUGAUUUGUUUGCGAAAUUUGACAAUUUGAGUAGUUAUUCAGAUUUGAGGUUAUAUACAAAACAAAUGUAUGUGAUUUUGUCUUUAUUGUCAGCACGCAAUGAUGUGUCAGUGCACAGAAUAUUACAAUAUUUUUAGAUUGGAAUAUUUAAGGACGAUGAGACCAUGUUAACGUUAUGCAUGCACAUGGCUCUAUACGCUUCAGGGUAUUGGUUUUUGCUAUGUCCAAACUCUAAAGCAGGCUUUGAUAGGAUACAGUGUUUCAUAGUUCACUGAUUGGAUGUACAUUAUUAAGACUGGCACUGACUUGUGUAUUUUGUCACUGUUAACGUGUUAAGUUUUUCGUGGUUGUAAAUUCUAACGAGUUGUGGCGAAGUUGUCGGAUUUUUCAUAUGCUUUUCUCUCAAAGGCGAUAGAAUUGAGAAGAAUGGUAUAUAUGGCAUACAUGUAUAUUCACGAGAUUUUCCGUGAUGAGGGACAUACACAAUCUAUGAUCCUCUAUAAUAGAUUUGAGUACUACUUUGUGAAAACAGAUUGGAAUGAAAUACACAAAAUG
Molecule: messenger RNA, 13989 nt
Organism: Branchiostoma floridae (Florida lancelet)
Lineage: Eukaryota; Metazoa; Chordata; Leptocardii; Amphioxiformes; Branchiostomatidae
Product: polycystin-1-like
Exons: 38
Coding region: 32-13171 (4379 amino acids)
Cellular component (GO): membrane
Molecular function (GO): calcium ion binding; protein binding
Source: RefSeq, a predicted model, not a curated record